Messenger RNA from Anneissia japonica, 1275 nucleotides. RefSeq lists its product as uncharacterized. Gene Ontology annotation, molecular function: protein binding. NCBI's taxonomy places the organism in Eukaryota, Metazoa, Echinodermata, Crinoidea, Comatulida, Comatulidae. The record is from RefSeq and is a predicted model, not a curated record. Bases 148 to 1269 code for a protein of 373 amino acids. The transcript has 9 exons.
UGUUUAUUUUCAGUCAUGACUGAAAGCUUAUGCUUUUAAAAUGUAUAAAAUAUCGACCAUGGCGUUUGUUCAUUAUUUUGAAGCCUAUAGUUGACAUUGAAUGUUACCCAACAUAGCAUCAACUUAGAUAAAGAGAGGAGUGACAGAAUGCCUUCAAAAUCAAAAUCGUGUGCUGCCUCUGGAAAUCUUGGUGUUAAUGUGAAGCUUUCCAAAUCAGGAAGAACAACCAACUUUCAAUUAUCUUCUAAUAAAACGAUUGAAGAUGUGUGCAAACAGGUUGCUGAAGAAGAGAAGGUAUCUGCCAGAGAAAUCAUCAUCAAAUACAGUGGCAAGAUAUUAAACAGAUUUCAUAAACUUAGCUACCUUGGCGUUCGGCCUGAAACAGUUCUAAAAGCAGAGGUGGUUGAAGUGAAGAAGUACAACAUUAAUGUUCAGAAGGAGAAUGGUGAAACCAUCCCAAUGUGUAUUGAGAAUAUAAAUACGAUUCAAGAAGUCAAGAAUAUGUUAGCUGAAAGGUUAGAGGUUGGAUCAUCAAAUAGUGUUGAGAUGGAGGUGAAGGGUAAGAAAAUAAUAGGGAAGGAGAGUCAGUCAGCAAUCUCAUUGGGAUUGGAUGAUGAAGCUUUGGUGAAGGUGAAAGUGGUUAAACGACCAGAAGCAGCAUCAAAUAAUGGUCAAAAUCAGGAAGAGAAUGAUCGACUCGAUGAAGCUACUCUUCAGGAGCUGUUGAGUAGUUUUGUUGUAGAGGCAGGGAACAAUGUUGAGGUAGUGUUCUCAUUUGACACCACCGGUAGCAUGUUUGCCUGCUUGGACCAGGUCCGUUCAAAAGUUGAGGAAACAACAAGCCGUCUGCUUCAAAAUAUUCCCAAUAUCAGGAUCGGCAUUAUGGCGCAUGGUGAUUAUAACCAUCAUCAAAGCAAGUACGUAUUAAGAAAGUGUGAUCUGACAAACAACCGGAGUAAACUCAUUCGAUUCAUUAAUGACGUUCCAUCAACUGGUGGAGGUGAUUCUCCAGAGUGUUAUGAAUGGGUGUUGAAGAAAGCACAAGAGUUAAGCUGGACCGAAGGAUCUGCCCGAGCAUUGGUGAUGAUAGGGGAUGAUGUGCCCCACCCUCCAUCUUUCACAGAUCAACAUAUCAACUGGCAUACAGAGCUUGAUAGAUUAAGAGAUAUGAACAUCAAGGUGUACAGUGUGCAAGCCAUGCACGGCCCUUAUAAUGCUAACUUUUUCUUUGAGGAGAUGGCAGAGCGCACAGCUGGUACCUAUUUGUGAAAUAUA